Aspergillus mulundensis is the source of this 1785-nucleotide messenger RNA. Its product is annotated as homeobox domain-containing protein. The transcript has a single exon. The record is from RefSeq and is a predicted model, not a curated record. The coding region runs from base 1 to 1785 and encodes 594 amino acids. Gene Ontology annotation, biological process: regulation of DNA-templated transcription. NCBI's taxonomy places the organism in Eukaryota, Fungi, Ascomycota, Eurotiomycetes, Eurotiales, Aspergillaceae. Gene Ontology annotation, molecular function: DNA binding.
AUGGUGCUCGACUUUGUGGGUCCUGAUCUCACGGACGAUGUCCUUGACUUGCCUUCACUAGAUGUUGCUACUGCUGGCGUCCCAGGCUAUCCUGAACUGCUAUGGGACAAUUCAGCGGCACUUCCUGGCUAUUCCGCCGACGGCGCAGUCACAGAACGACACAAUGGUCCAGGAAUAGAAGAACUGGAUCUCUCGGUAUAUGGAUUCGUUUCAGAUGCCUUGCCGGCAAGUUGCUCUGACGGGUCAGUCGUCAACGAUACAGCGCUCGCGGCAACAGUAGAUGGAGAAGUGCCAUCUGCAUGUUUCCCAUGUUCUGUGUCCAUGGAGGUCAUGGUUUCAGCAACGACUUCGGAGUUGAAGCUCUCUUCCAUCAGCAGCAGGCCGCCGAAAACGAAGAAAGCCCGGCAGCUGCCAGCGAGAGCAGUCAAAACGCUACGGUCUUGGUUCUAUACCCGACUAGAUCACCCAUAUCCUAGCGAACAAGAUAAGCAAGAGUUACAGGAACAGACCGGGCUGGAUAAGACGCAAAUAUCCAACUGGUUUGUCAACGCCCGACGGCGCAAACUGUUCAAGAAGGAUCAUCUGGUAGAUGCAGCCAUCGACUCUCCUUUAUCACCGCUGGAACGAUGGAAGAACUCCCCACCGGAGACCGAAGCGGCCGCAACAUCUGAUAUCCUGCGAGCAUUAGAGGAUACUACGUACCAGUCCGAUAGCAGCAUGGCAUACUCUGCGGCUUGCAUCACCGGCUCGAGCAAUGGCUCAAGCAGCUCAUUUAUAAUAGGGGCACCUUCUAUGAGUAGUUUUGACCUCAGUCACUCCUCGAAUUCGGAGGCCUCACUCAGCUAUCCACAUACAGCUUUCGAACGGCCAUCCACCCCGAUGCCUAGAAAUACUGCUCAACGUCGACGCCGAAGACCACUACAUGUCAUGAAAGCUCGGAACAAGGAAAUCAGGCAGGGACGGCGCCCAUAUCAAUGCACGUUCUGCGCAGACUCGUUUCGUACCAGGUAUGACUGGCAGCGUCAUGAGAAGGCGCUUCAUCUACCAGUCGAGCGAUGGGGGUGUGCGCCGGAAGGCGGCAUUGUCGAGUGUGAGGGAAUCCGGAUUUGCGUGUUUUGUCAAUGCCCUGUUGUUGAUGAUGAUCAUCUCGAGGAGCACAACUAUUCCUCUUGUCGAGAGAAGACACCGGAGCACCGGACAUUUACCCGCAAAGAUCAUUUACGGCAGCAUCUGAAACUAACCCAUAACACUAGCUAUCAUCGAUCGAUGAGUCAGUGGGAAUCGAGUACAACGCACUUGGUAUCGCGGUGUGGUUUUUGCGAUACCACUCUUUCCACGUGGGAUGAGCGCAUAGACCAUCUAGCAAAUCACUUCAAGAACGGCGCCGACAUGACUCAAUGGAAGGGAGAUUGGGGCUUCGAACCGGACGUCCAGCAAUUGGUCGAAAACGCCAUGCUGCCCUAUCUUAUCGGUCAUGAGCGAAAUACAAUGGACCCCUGGAAGUCCUCGGAUAUACAUACAGAAAACAAAGGCGAAGAUGACGAGCCAUUGUGGAGCAGCAAUGCCAUCCCAAACGCGUUCAACCGCUACACCGAUCUCCACCGUGAACUCGUAGCUUAUAUUCAGGAGCAGAUUGCUACAGGUAUAUAUCCUUCGGAUGAGAUGCUCCAGGAGAGAGCGCGUUUGAUUUCCUUUGGCGGCAAUGAUCCUUGGGAUCAGACCUACGCCGAUUAUGACCCCAUGUGGCUGGCUGCUGUCAAGUGCGAAGCUGGACUUGUAGGUUAG